AACGGUGCGACGCGCGCGCGGAUCCGUGACCCAAGAGCAGCGCAUCCGGUUUAUGCUGAAACGAGAGCAAGUGCAGAAGACGCGGACGUGCGCGGGUAGGAGAGCCGAGCGUCAAUUCGGUUGCAGUGAUUUGGGGAAACACCUAGCUGUUACCGCCGCCGGGUCCGUUGCAUCGGCUCCCGCUCUUCGUCCCGGCCCUCCUCUCCUACAUGGGCGCUCGCUCAUUUUCCGGCGGAGCUUGACCAGGCAUCGCCGGGCGGCGCAUUCGGUGGUGAAUUCCUAGCGUUUUAAGCUGAAAGAAUCUUUCCCGGCUGGUCUUCCGAGCUGGCCGACCGGUGGUUGCCGACUCCUGGCGCCGGUGCAUGACGCAGCAUUGGACGUCUCGUAGCGCCUCCGACGGUAAAGAGACGAGGAGGAGGCAGAUAAAGGGAAUCGUUUAAAGGAGGAAACGCUGUCUCUAAUGGACAAACAUUUUUCCGGCUAAUGUGGUGCGAAGGUCGGAAGGACCGCUGCUGUGUUGGUGCCGUCCCCGCUGCCGCCCGUGCUGCUGUUCGCUGGCGCAUCUGCUGCUAUACUUGUGUGCUACCCGCGUGAGGCGAGACUCGCCGCCGAGUUCAGCUGUGCUUUACGGCGAAAGAAGAAAUGAUCGGCAACUGCUGCCUCGAAGGUCUCCGAAACAAACGACCUAUGGUACCCCUCUGCAUAGCUUUGCUGCUAGCGCUGGUAUUGGCGUCCGCCACGGCGACGCCACGACAGGACCAGAGGGAGCCGAGGUUGGUGCAGCUUGAUGCGGAGGUGGAGACAGCCACCGAGGACUACGAAGUCGAGUUUAUCGAGGGCCGCAUUGUGGGUGGCAAGCCGGUGUUCCUGCUUCGAAAGCGGGCGCAUGGUGGCGGUACAGCGUCCAAGACCUCUUCCAGCACCUCCGGAGCAAAGUCGCCAGGAACGAAGGGCCGUAACGACUCGACCUCAACGUCGUCAGGAAGCGGUGAGGCCAAGCGACCGCCAUGGAAAACCACUGGAAGACCAACCGUAGGUGAAGAAGGACUCAGGCCAGAGUCGAGCAGUUGGAGGCCUUCUUUUUCGGGUGCGGAUAGACCACGCGAGACGAACGGUUUUGACAGUGAGCAUCGGGGUGGCUUGGUCAACCAGAACCGAGAAGUGCCUUGGAACCACCAGGGAGUGUCUCCGGGCUACAGCUCGUACCCUGCUCCUGUCACCUCAGCUUACACAGACGAUGAUUCACCUCGCUACAUCCCAAACACUCCGGCGACACCAAACACGUACACACCAAGUAUCGAGCAGCAACCAUCUCUCUCAUCAAGGCCAACCAGCUACGCCGGCUCACAGGGUGGCGGAGGAAUUAUUACCGGCCAUCCCCCAACCAACACAUUUACACAGCGCGAAGGUGACGUGAAUCGGCCGUCCAUAGUGUCCGACCCGAGCAACGUGCCGCGACAGGGUGGUGACCUGAUUGUGGGAAGUGCUUCGAUGAAUAGAUUCGGUGGCCACCUAGGAGGCUUCAAUCAGCAACCACCACAACAGGAAUUAGACCAGGCGCGAAGAGGAGUCGUCCACCAACAACACCCGCAGCAAGGAGCAGGAUCUUUCGGUUUGCCGUCCCUACCGAGCAACCCAUUCGCUCCUUCGAACUCGGGAUUUCACGUUCCCGGCGUUGGGCCACUGCCAUUUGGAGCGAGUCUCUUCAAUCCGGGGCUCGUCAACAUCCAAAAAGCUGUCGAACAGGCGGCCGCUGGUGUACUGGGAGCGGCAGGUGCUGGAGUAAACCCCACAGCAGCCAACGUGUUUGGAAGGACGUCUACGUUUGGCCAGACAACCAGUUUUGGGUUCACGGAUAGGAAGUGAUUCUUUACUCGCAUGGUUUCUUUAUUCAAGCAACAACGUGGUGCAUUUUGUCCUCUUGGUAUUUUGGGGUAAUGAUGUCUCCUUAUUAUAGCAUAACGUUAAUGUGGUGCGCAGUAUAUUUCAUUGAAAAACAGUUAAAGAUGGUGCAGUACUAGAAGAAAUGUGUUAAGCCCAGUUCCACAAGAGUUGUAAAGCCUUGGGUUUUUACCCUUUUUUAUGGCACAUAAUGUGCAUUCAGUAUAGAAACGGGUGUCAUUUCUAUAUUAAACGAUAAUUUGGUGAGCCGUACUGCGAACCCCAAUGUGUCUUGCUGGACAUUCGGGAUUAUAACAUUCAAGUCGCAACAACUUGCGUAAACUUCUGAUUGUGUGCCAAAUAAUCGCAGUGUUUGGGUAGGGUAUCGCUUGCUGUCCUACUUAGCUUACAUUCAUCCAAAAGACUGUGCUAGCGAAGCGCAGUAGUUUACCUCAAAGAGUAAAAGGUUUUGUGUUCAACUUUCUAAACCAUUUUGAAAGGCCCAUCUAAGUUACAGAACCGCUUUGCAGUCAACCUCGUUUUUUUGCUGUUUUGCAAGUAUCAUGUCGAUGUUAUUUGCUCUCAAAAGUUAAAGUUAAAAGAGCGGUAAUUCGAACCAGUCUGUUGGCAUAUUUUUCUUUUUGCUCUCACACAAAAGUACUUUCUUAGUGGGUUAUACUGCCGGUGGUAUUUAUUGAAGUCCUGUGCAAGACACUGAAGAAAAGGCGAUCUUUUUUGCAAUGAAGUGACUUUUAAUGCGUUUUGGACAACUCUUCGACAUGUUGCUAGACAUUACGGUAUAGUCACUUUCAGCGUAUAAACACAAAUAUUGAAGAAUCUUGUGCCACUAACCACAUCGCGUAUUAUCUACAAAGCUGGUACGUGAAGAAUCUAAUGAAGAAUACGAUGCGGUUGUUAGUUCGUGAAGCAGAAACAAAUGACGCUACAUGCUGUUGCAGGACCUCAAGAGAGGCUAGCGCUUCCUCUACUCAGUGGUGUCACAAUGAAACUUCAGCUUGCGGUAAUAUCACAUACGGUAGUGCAUGUGCUCCCAUAUUUCAUUCCUAUUGUUCCUUUUGUUUCGUAUGAUAGCAUUUCAUUUGAGGGAUGUUGGCAAUUUUUGAAAUUUUUGAAAUUUCACUUUUCAUGUGGUGGUACUGCUUCCUGACUUUCCAGUUUUUACUAUUGUGUAUUUUUUGUGAUGAAUAAAACAGCACUUCCCACUUGUUUGUAAA
Molecule: messenger RNA, 3116 nt
Organism: Rhipicephalus microplus (southern cattle tick)
Lineage: Eukaryota; Metazoa; Arthropoda; Arachnida; Ixodida; Ixodidae
Source: RefSeq, a predicted model, not a curated record